CCAACAAUAAUGAUAUUCACAAACACUCUUUUUGCAACAUAUUACCACUGUAUAUACUUAUACUGCGUCUCAAAACCCUAGCCGCGACCACAUCGACCAUUCGAUCUUCUUCGGCUCAGGGUCAGAGUUUCUGAUUAUCAUCUUCAACAAUGGCCGAUGUUGAGACCGAUGUGGCGGCAGGAGUGCCGAAGAAGAGGACGUUCAAGAAGUUCAGCUUCAGGGGCGUUGAUCUUGAUGCUCUGCUCGACAUGUCCACCGAUGAGCUUGUCAAACUCUUCAGCGCUCGAGCUCGCAGAAGGUUCCAGAGAGGUCUGAAGAGAAAGCCAAUGGCCUUGAUCAAGAAGCUGCGCAAGGCGAAACGGGAGGCCCCUCCUGGCGAGAAGCCUGAACCUGUCAAAACUCACCUCCGCAAUAUGAUCAUAGUGCCUGAGAUGAUCGGAAGCAUCAUUGGGGUGUACAAUGGCAAGACCUUCAAUCAGGUUGAGAUCAAGCCUGAAAUGAUUGGCCAUUAUCUUGCUGAGUUCUCGAUUUCAUACAAGCCAGUCAAGCAUGGAAGACCUGGUAUCGGUGCCACCCACUCAUCGAGGUUCAUUCCUCUUAAGUGAAAAUUCUCCUUGCAGCUUAGAUAUAUGGUGAUCACAUUUUACUUUGAGGGACAUCUAUGUUUAUCAGAUACUUGUUAAUCACUUUUGCUUGAUUAGUAAUUUUGGCGUGUCAUUGAAUUUUUAAUUUAGAUUAUGGAAGUUCAAGCACUUUUUUAGUUUGAAGAUCUGGUGACCCCGGAAACAAUAAUACGAUUUUGAUAGUUUUGGUGAUUACCUUGACCUUAAAAUGUUCUAUUUCUGAA
This is a messenger RNA of Cornus florida, 847 nucleotides long. Its product is annotated as small ribosomal subunit protein uS19x. Gene Ontology annotation, cellular component: ribosome; cytosolic small ribosomal subunit. The transcript is spliced from 4 exons. Gene Ontology annotation, molecular function: RNA binding; structural constituent of ribosome. Lineage: Eukaryota; Viridiplantae; Streptophyta; Magnoliopsida; Cornales; Cornaceae. Gene Ontology annotation, biological process: translation; ribosomal small subunit assembly. The coding region runs from base 150 to 605 and encodes 151 amino acids. The record is from RefSeq and is a predicted model, not a curated record.